AUGGGGAGCACCAUCUCCAUCCCCGCCCCCAAGUUUUUAACGCAGCUGCGCAACCUGCGCGGCCAAGUGACCUCCGGCGCCUACGAGGGCAGAUUGGAGGGAGACCUUGUUUUGCAGAACGGCGAGGGCAUCUUCACCCUUCAGCUAGGUUUCCCUUUCCGAAGCACGCUCACGAUUUCAGCAGCUGGUUGGACGAGGGCCCAAAUCAGCUGGAAGGGCGACGAAAUCGUCGCUACCAACUAUGUCGAGGUUGGCAUCAAGCUACCGAAGGUGCCUGGCCUCUCGAACAUCAUGGAAUUCUUUGUAAAGAGUUACGGGACGCAGUCCACGCAGGACUGCACAGAUGCGCUCGCACGAGCUGCAGAGGUUGCGAGGCCUCCAGAGACACCCUUGCAAAUCGUCGAAGAGAAGGUGAAGGAGUUCUUCACCCCUCUGACGGAGCCAGAAGCAGAAGAGACUGAGGCGGCCGAGCGUGAGCCGCAGACGGACGAGGAUGACAUUCCAGUCGAGGCUGAGUUAGCUCAGCCGUUGCAGACUGAAGCUGAGCCGGCGCCCCCUGAGGAGCAGCCUCCUUCGUACGAGGAGUUGCCUCCUCCGGUUGCGCCCGGAAUGGAGGAGGCCAACCUCGUAGUCACUGUCAAGAUCGAUCCCAAGAAAAGACGCGUGGAGGGCCUUGGAGCAGAGGGCGCCGCGAACCUGAUGGCCGGCUCCGACCGCCAAAUCCUAGAGGCAAUGGCCCAAGAAGGAUGGGAGGUGGAGGUGGUCGAUGAGUCGAGAAAUCUGUACAUGCUCUCGUUGCCGCCAGUGCUCUACGAGGUCAUGGGGAGCACCAUCUCCAUCCCUGCCCCAAGAUUUCUGACGACCCUCCGAAAUACGUCCGGGAGAGAUGGGGGCAAAGGCUCGUACAAGGAUCGGAUAGAAGGAGACCUGGUGCUCCAGAACGGUGAAAACAUUUUCACACUGCAGUUGGGAUUUCCAUUUCGAUCCACGCUCACCAUCUCCGCCGCUGGUUGGACAAGGGCCACAGUGGGUUGGGAUGGCGACAAGAUCCUCUCGUCAAAUUAUGUAGAAGUUGGCAUCAAGUUGCCAAAGGUGCCCGGGCUCACGAAUAUCAUGGAAUAUUUCGUGAAGAGCUACGGCACACAGUCAACGCAGGACUGCACCGAUGCUUUGGCACGAGCUGCCGCUGAUGCGCGGCCUCCGGAGUCCCCCUUGCAGAGCAUCGAGGAGAAGAUGAAGGAACUCCUCAACCCACUCACUGAUGGGAACGAGGAUGCUGAGGAUGCCCUGAUGGCCAGUGGGCCUGGGAGACCAUCUUCAAGAUAA
Molecule: messenger RNA, 1326 nt
Organism: Symbiodinium natans
Lineage: Eukaryota; Dinophyceae; Suessiales; Symbiodiniaceae
Source: the annotation of a GenBank genome assembly